CAGGGCAGCCUCGGAGACGAGGCUGGUAGAGCCGCCGAAGGAAACUACCGGCCCCAGCAAGCCCCGGGGCGGCGUUUCCAUGGGAGCCCCGCGCCCGGAGCGCGGCCUUUACUGCGCUGCUCGAGUGGAAGCAGUAAGGCUGGCCCAGCAGCCAGGAAAGCAAGCGUUAUGCUUAUACUGCAGGAUGACCCAGCCAGCAGAUGGAAUGUCACUGCAGAUGGUAUCAGCUCUCAGCAAUUCAUCCUUGUUUCAGCCAGGUUCUUCCCUGCUGAAUUUUGAUGGGCACGUCUUCUUUUUUGGGCAGAAAGGAUGGCCGAAGAGAUCCUGUCCCACGGGUGUUUUCUUCCUUGAUAUAAAGCAGAAUGAGCUCAAAAUGAAACCUGCUGCCUUCUCUAGGGAUUCCUGUUACCUUCCCCCACUCCGCUACCCAGCUAUUUGCACGCUUAGAAGUGAUGGGGAGUCCGAUAAGCACCAGUACAUCAUUCAUGGUGGGAAAACACCUAACAAUGAUCUUUCUGAUAAGGUUUACAUUAUGAGUGUGGUAAACAAAACUACCAAGAAAACCACGUUUCAGUGCAUUGAGAAAGAUCUAGAUGGAGAUGUCCCUGAAGCUAGAUACGGACAUACAAUUAAUGUAGUUCAUAGCCGGGGAAAAAGCAUGAUUGUUAUAUUUGGAGGUAGAUCAUAUAUUCCUCUUGCACAGAGAAUUACUGAAAAAUGGAAUAGUGUAGUUGAUUGUUUGCCAUUUGUGUUUCUUGUUGAUUUUGAGUUUGGAUGCUGUACGUCAUACAUGCUUCCAGAGCUUCAAGAUGGACUUUCCUUUCAUGUUUCAGUUGCCAGAAAUGAUACAAUCUACAUUUUGGGAGGCCAUUCACUUCAAAAUAACACCCGACCUCCUAGCCUUUACAAGCUAAAAGUUGAUCUCCCGCUGGGUAGCCCAGCCGUGACCUGCUCUAUCUUGCCAGGGGGAAUAUCUGUGUCGAGUGGUAUUGUGACUCAGACUGGUGAUACUGAAUUCGUCCUUGUUGGGGGCUACCAGUCUGACAACCAGAAACGGAUGAUCUGUAACACUAUAACUUUGGAAGAUAAUAAAAUAGAGAUUGUUGAAAGGGCAAGCCCAGACUGGACACCUGAUAUUAAACACUGUAGAAUGUGGUUUGGCUGUGAUAUGGGCAAAGGGUCCAUAUUGUUGGGCAUUCCUGGGGCCAACAAACAGUUAAUCUCAGAUGCAAACUACUUCUACAUUUUGAGAUGCAACAGAGCAGAAGAGGAUGAAGAAGAAGAAUUGACAUCACAAUCAUGCAGUCAGGCAUCUACUGAAGACCAAGGAGACUCUACUCCAUUUGAAGAUUCCGAAGAGUUCUUUAGUGCUGAAGCCAGUGGCUUUGAUGUUGAUGACAUGGAUACUUACAAUGAAGAUGAUGAAGAAGAUGAAUCAGAAACAGGGUACUGGAUCAUCUGCUGUGCCAGCUGCAAUAUUGACAUUAACACCUGGGUGCCUUUCUAUUCAACAGAACUCAACAAGCCUGCAAUGAUUUUGUGUUCCAGUGGGUCUGGCCAUUGGGUUCAUGCACAGUGUAUGGAUCUGUCAGAGAGCAUGCUCCUACGGCUCUCCGAAGCAAAUGUCAAGUACUUCUGCAAUGAGCAUGUUGACCUUAAUAAAGGGCUGCAAACUCCCAAAAAGGUGGUGCAUCUGAAAAAGCAUCCCAUGAAACGACUGCACAAAAAGAAAACCAUGAAGUUAACCACACCAGUGAAAAAGUCUUUUCUUCGGAGAUUAUUUGAAUAGAUUUGUACCACUGAUUUGUAUUCAACUGGGAGACUAAAACAGCUAGCAGUGGUUGAAACAAAAUGGGUUACUGAGGUUCCUACUGAUCAUUUUAUUAAAUUGAUAUUAUCUCAAUAUUUCAGUUAUAUUUCAAAACUCAUGAGCAUUUUUUGUUUCUUAUGUAUGUUUUUGUAAUACCCAUAUAGGAAGCUUAUUACAGAGGGCAUCGUACAAACACACAGCCAGAUAUUGGUAACUUAGUGCUAUAUUUUUUACAGUAGUAUAACUUACUCUCCAAUCAUUCCCUGUAAAUGUGGUAGAACUCCUUUAGGAAAAGAUGUUAUCUCAUGUACUCAGUGGUGUUAGCAUCUGUCAGUAAACAAAGACCAUAUUGCCCAUUUUAAUUUUUUUUUUAUCUUAGCAAGUAGUUCUAGAAAUAUUUGGCCUAAUUUAUAACUGCCUUGCUCCAAUUUUACGUUAGUGUAAUGAGCUAAAAUUAGACUAAUUAAUCUGUUUUUAAAUUGAAGUGAUUUUUAAGUCCCUUGUCAGAAAUAAUGAAAUAUUCAGACGCUGAGGGUGAGUUUUCUUCAGGGACUUCCAUUACGAAAAUCUUUCAAGUAUUUAAUUCUGGAUAAUUCAUUUUUAUUUUGAAAGGUACUGAAUGGUUAUGUGUCAGGUUUGGCUGUCGUUAAGGAUUAUGACCUCACAGUAAAAGUUAAAUUACAUUUUUAAACCAUUGUGCUCAACAACUGCUUUGCAUUUGUAUUUUUAAAAAUAUAUUAGUUGGAUAAUAAAGUUUGUAAUAAAAAUGAGUGGGUUAUUUUCACCUGUUCAGGCAGUAAAUCAAACACAGCAAAUCUGAAAGUCUAGGAAAGGACAGUAUGUGUGUGUUCUUGGGAAGUGCAUCUGAAGUCUGUAAGGAGUCUAGCUUCAUAGCUGCCACAUGCCGUGAGCUCCCACUGACUUUAGAAGUUCCUUCUGAUGAACAGGACUUUUACCAUUUACUCCAGGUCUUCCCUUGCACGUUUCUUUCUCUGCUCCUGCAGGGUGACUGGGUAGAUUGUGACAGUAUGAAAGUGCAAGCUGUUGCUCAGGGGGACUCAUUGAGCCAGUGUUGCAUCAUGAGGGUGAAAACAAAUGCAGCUAGCUGCUCAAAGCAUGGGGGCAAGAUUGGAUUCAGAUUGAAAAGGACAUUGUCAAGGUUGAAUAGCCCAAGAGUUUACUAACUUGUUGUGGAGUCUUUUAUUGGCUAUCUGUAAAGCCUCAUCAUUUUUUACUUGUAUUUUUUUUAUUUUUAUUACUGUUCCAAACAUCUUUUCAAAAAAUCAAUACCAUCCAUUCAACAUUUGUGAGCCAACACUAAUAGCUCUGUAUUCACAGUCCACUUCUUGUGCUGGAGCCCUCAAUAAAAAGGAAAAGCAGCAGGAGCAGCUGUCAGACAUCUGAUCAGUAUGUGCAGACCCUGAGCAGCCACCCCUUUCAAAACCAGCAGUGUGUUCCAAUCAGCACAAAUGUGUAUGCACAAUACUCCCCUUGAUACCUUCACAAGUCAACAGUAGAGGAUAGUAAAGGGUAACAAGACAAAAUUACCAUUUCCAAUCUCUUAUAUUCUGAUGGAGGUUAUAGUGUGGGUAGAAUUUGUAAAUGGGAAGUAGAUCAUCCUGGGACUUGUUUCAUCCAUUUUUACAUUAGUGUAAAUCCAUAGAUUUAAAUGGUAGUUUCCUUUUUUCUCAAAAUAUACUCAGAAUAAAUAAGGCUGUAUAGUUUUCAAAGGAAUAAAUGAAAGUUAGAGCCCUUUAAACUGUUGAAAUUCAAUAGACAAUAUUCUCUUUUGUAGUUUAGUCAUAGGUAUUACUCAGUCAAAUUGUCAUUAAAAUAUACAUUCAGCACACGUUACAAGCUUUAUUUACAUCAACAACAACAAAUCUCCACAUUAAAAUUAAACAACAUCAUCACAACACAGACAGGAGGACAAUAUAUGCACACAACAGAAAUUCACCCCUCAUCCCUUCACCACCACAGCACUUCUCACAAUUACUUCAAUCCCUGGCAAUAGCUGGUUUGCGCUUUGCCUGUUACCCUGUUGCUAUCGAUAUCUCAAAUUCUUGAGGAGCCACACUGGGCAACAAAUUUGUUUGGUCUAUGACUUUUUUAAAUGCAUGUGUCACUUCAUAAGGAGGAAGAAAUAGUCAAACUAUGUCCCAGCCUUGCAGUGAAGGGGAGUAGAACAAGCAUUAAAUCACAUUUCAGAGUUACUGCUGGAAGAGUAAAUCAUAGGUAAAGUAAAAUAUAAAAUUCCUAAGGACUCGAGCAUAAAGAAGUGUAUGACCACUGACCUGUAAAUGAAGACACUUCACAUAGCAUUCAAGGUUGCAGAAAAUAUUUAAUUAUUUGAUAAUUCUGAUGAAGCUUUUGAGGCAUGUGCUUGUUAGAGCAUUGAUCGUCUUUAAAAACCAGAUAAUCAAUACGUUUCUUUCUCAUGCAGUGUAGAAUUAGAGGAUAAAAUUAAGCAGAUUUGAGGGCAGAAGUAAAUCCCUGUUGUGUCUGCAUCCAGCUGACCUGUGUGUUUUGUAACCACAACAAACAGCAUCAGGGCUCCCAGUCACAUUUUAGUGUUGCUGUUGUUAUCAUCAGCUUUUAAGAUAAAGUAUAUGGUUUUACUGCUUGUGGAAGGUACUUAAAUGCUGAAGUACCUAAUUAGUCUACAGGAAAGGCAAAGCACAAACUUUAGUGGUAGCACUAAAACGUGUCAUAGUUCAGAGUGACUCAUUGCACCAAAAGACCAUUGGAAAGAAUGGAAAUAAUGCCACUGGGAACCCAAAGCAAAAGGAGAAGACUGUGUUCAGAUUGAAAAGGAAUCUGUAAAGUUAUUUACUACCAGAUUUACUGCAGUGCAGACAGAAGGACUUGCUUAAUUGUAAGGAUUGGCAACUCUAGCUCCCUCCAUAUAUGAUUCCUAUCCUCUCCCAUUUCAAGCAAAACUAACUCCUGAAAAUAGCUUGAGAAAACUCCUGUUUUGUGCCUGUAUUUGGGCUUUGGAAAUUGUCCCUCUUCAACAAAAAAGCAAGAUAAACAUUGUAAAAACGUUCUGAUUUCUCAAAACAUGCAUUGGUCACUACGAUGUAUGCAGAUCCACCUUUUGUUGGUAGUUAUUGUGAUUUCUCUUGUUCAAAAUGCCCAUCUUCAGAGGAAGAGCUGGCCACUGAAAAUACAGCAGUUUCACCUUUUGACAUCUCUGCUGGUGUUGCUAGAAAAACUGCUAAUUAAAUCCUUUCUAAAGUGUCUUUUGGGACUGUGGGUAAUAUUAAGCUUGAUGAAUAAGGUAGAAAAGUUCCCAUACUAAGGAGUUGGAGCUGAUCAUUUCUCUAAAAAUUAUGCUAUAUUCAGUCACCUGAAACAGCAGUCUGAAAAACAGUGGUGGUAGACCUCAUUAUUCUUCAUCUGUUUCUGAUUCUAUGAGAAUACACGGAAAGUAAAUUUCAGUCAAUUAUUAUGUCCAGGAGGGAGAAGGAGGUGAUUGUCCCCCUGUAUUCUGCCCUUGUAAGUCCAC
This is a messenger RNA of Meleagris gallopavo (turkey), 5318 nucleotides long. It is a transcript of the gene RAG2, whose product is annotated as recombination activating 2. The record is from RefSeq and is a predicted model, not a curated record. Gene Ontology annotation, molecular function: sequence-specific DNA binding; protein binding. Gene Ontology annotation, biological process: V(D)J recombination. Gene Ontology annotation, cellular component: DNA recombinase complex; nucleus. NCBI's taxonomy places the organism in Eukaryota, Metazoa, Chordata, Aves, Galliformes, Phasianidae.